AUGUCCAAUUUUGUCUCGUCGCCCAGAAGCAUCCCAUCGGACGCGGCCAGACUUUUAAACUCAUCGCACGUCUCGUCGUCGUUGGGCAGAUCGGCCAAUUCCCCUCUGAGCAGCCAGCCUAAUGUUCAGUUUAGUGAUGCUCUGCAAUCUGCCGUCAAGUCCAGAGACUUGAAGAUGCCAGCACUGUUGCACGCUCAUGUUGAAGUUCCCAAGGUUGUUGACGUCACUGGUGAGAAAGUCCGCGAAUCGUUUGAACAAUUCAUCGAAGAGUUCGUGGAUCCUGACAGUGCUGAUGAUGAAUGGGGUGGGAAAACGUACCUUGCCCAGAUCGAGUCCAUGAGAGUGUUUGAAUAUAGCACAUUGUACGUGGACUACCAGCACUUGGUCGGACGUGAAAAUGGUGUUUUGGCCACAGCCAUCUUGGAGCAAUACUACCGUUUCAAUCCCUUCUUGCUAAAAGGCUUGAAAAGACUCUUGAAGAAAUACGCUCCUUCUUUGCUCUACAUGAGUUUGUUGGGAAAUAAUGAUGCUACUACCGAGGGAGCUGACACGGAGGCUGGCUCUUCGAGCUCCUCGGGAGCGACUUCUAACGAAAGAGUGUUUCAGAUCUCUUUUUUCAACUUGCCUGUCACUCAUAGAAUCAGAGAUAUCAGAACGGAGAAAAUAGGUUCCUUGAUGGCCAUCUCCGGUACUGUGACGCGUACUUCCGAAGUUAGGCCCGAAUUGUACAAAGGGUCCUUUACCUGUGAUAUGUGCUCUACUCCAUUUGAUGGAAUUGAGCAAGUGUUCAAGUAUACGGAGCCUACAUCGUGUUCGUGUGGAAACAAGUCGUAUUGGACAUUGAACGUUUCCAAAUCUCAAUUCAUUGAUUGGCAGAAAGUUCGUAUCCAGGAGAAUUCGAAUGAAAUUCCGACAGGUUCGAUGCCGAGAACAUUAGAUGUGAUCUUACGUGGUGAGGCUGUGGAGAGAGCAAAACCCGGUGAUAAGUGUAAAUUUACUGGCACAGAAAUCGUCAUCCCCGAUGUUUCUCAAUUGGGCUUACCAGGGAUCAAACCGCAGUCUAUUCGAGAGAGCUCAUCCGGAAGCUCUGAAUUGAGUUCUGGUAUCACUGGCUUGAAAGCUCUAGGUGUUAGAGAUCUCACCUACAAGCUUGCCUUCUACGCUUGCCAUGUAAGCUCCUUGGUCAACAAAGCCUCUGACAACGCUGCUGAAGGCAAGGAGAUUGAAUACCAGGGUCCUAACGAUCAAGAGGUCUUCCUUAAUUCGUUGACUGACUCAGAGGUUUCUCAGCUCAAAGACAUGGUCAAAGAUGAGCACGUCUACGAUAAACUUGUUCGUUCUGUUGCUCCAGCCGUCUUCGGCCACGAAACCAUUAAGAAGGGUAUCUUGUUACAAAUGCUUGGUGGUGUUCACAAAAAGACUGUCGAUGGCAUCAACUUGAGAGGUGAUAUCAACAUCUGUAUUGUUGGUGAUCCGUCUACCUCCAAGUCUCAAUUCUUGAAGUACGUCUGUGGCUUUGCUCCUAGGGCAGUGUAUACUUCUGGUAAGGCUUCUUCUGCUGCUGGUUUGACCGCUGCUGUUGUGAAAGAUGAGGAAAGUGGUGAAUACACCAUCGAGGCUGGUGCUUUGAUGUUGGCUGACAAUGGUAUUUGUGCCAUUGAUGAAUUUGACAAGAUGGAUUUGGUCGACCAGGUUGCCAUUCACGAGGCCAUGGAACAACAGACUAUUUCCAUUGCUAAAGCUGGUAUUCAUGCUACCUUGAAUGCUCGUACCUCCAUCUUAGCCGCUGCAAACCCUAUUGGAGGUAGAUACAACAGGAAGUUUGGCUUGCGUGCUAAUUUGAACAUGACAGCUCCGAUCAUGUCUAGAUUCGAUAUGUUCUUUGUUGUCUUAGACGACUGCAACGAAAGAGUUGACACCCAACUAGCUUCACACAUCGUCGAUUUGCACAUGUUGAAGGAUGAAGCAAUUGACCCACCUUACUCUGCGGAGCAGUUAUCAAGGUACAUCAAGUAUGCUAAGACAUUCAAGCCUCGCAUGACGCAAGAGGCAAGAGAUUUCUUGGUUGCAAAGUACAAGGAAUUGAGAAGUGAUGAUGCUCAGGGUCUUGGGAGAUCUUCGUAUAGAAUUACCGUCAGACAAUUGGAAUCCAUGGUGAGAUUGUCUGAAGCCAUUGCCCGUGCCAACUGUACGGAGGAGAUCACGCCAACAUUCGUUUCGGAAGCGUAUGACUUAUUGCGCCUGUCAAUCAUCAGAGUGGAGAUGGACGACAUCCAAAUCGAUGAUGAGGACGGCCAUGGAGAGACUAUGGAAGUUGAGGAAGAAGAUGCCAACCCUGAAGUUGAGGAAGUCCGUGAAGGUCUCGAAUCAUCUUUCCCAAGUCAUCAGGAGCAGAGGAGACAACAGAAAACGAGAAUUCCAUACGACAAAUAUGUUGCUAUGAUGAACCUAAUAGUCAAGAAAGUAUCUGACGAAGACGCAUCUGGAGGAGAUGGUUUGACGCAAGAGGAAAUCGUUGACUGGUACUUGCAUCAGAAAGAGGAUGAAAUCAACACUGAACAAGAGUUCCAUGCAGAAAGAGCUUUGACAUACAAGGUGUUGAAGAGAUUGGUCAAGGACCGUAUUUUGAUGAGUGUAACGCAAAAUUUGAACGAGGAUGCCCUUCCCGAAGACGAAUACGAGAGAGAACAGCAAGGGAGUCGAACAGUGUUCAUCAUACAUCCAAACUGCGCAAUCUUGGACUUUUUUGAUAAUCAAGCCAGGCCAGAUGAGCAGGAAACAGGAGAAGAAUAA
This is a messenger RNA of Candidozyma auris, 2793 nucleotides long. It is a transcript of the gene MCM6, whose product is annotated as MCM DNA helicase complex subunit MCM6. Gene Ontology annotation, biological process: double-strand break repair via break-induced replication; DNA replication initiation; mitotic DNA replication. The record is from RefSeq and is a predicted model, not a curated record. Bases 1 to 2793 code for a protein of 930 amino acids. NCBI's taxonomy places the organism in Eukaryota, Fungi, Ascomycota, Pichiomycetes, Serinales, Metschnikowiaceae. The transcript has a single exon. Gene Ontology annotation, cellular component: nucleus; MCM complex. Gene Ontology annotation, molecular function: ATP binding; single-stranded 3'-5' DNA helicase activity; single-stranded DNA binding.